AUGAAGCGGUUCUCCAGCCAAAUCUGUGCCAUCGUACUUCUCUGUGGCCUUGGAGCUGAGUUGGUGUUCGCCCUCACAGAAGAUGAAUGCACAGUGACCCCAGAUCAAGUGCCAGUUUGCUGUAAGGAGCCAAAAGCGAAAGAAGAAGUCAAGGAAGAUAAGACCCGUGAAGAGUUGGGAAAGAAAUGUGUAGAGAACAAUGCCAAGGGAAAAAAAGCUAAUACUGAUGAAGAAGAAUUUCAAAUUGCUGAGUGUGUUGAUGAAUGCAUCUUUAGGGACGUUUUCGGCUAUGUGAACAAGAAAACAAACAAGCUCGACGAAACUGCCAUUGUGAACACUUUUACCAAGCGUUUCGACGGUAACAGCAAAUGGAAGGAAGCCACACAGAAAGUAGCCAAAUCCUGCCUUGGAGAGAGCGGUAAAGAUAUAAAAGCCUCAUCCAAGUGCAAGAGCGGUGCUCUUCAGUUCCUCAGAUGUUACACAAGAGGAGUCUUUUUGAACUGCCCUGCUGAAUCAUGGGAAAACACUGAUGCCUGCAACAAACUCAAAGUUCUGGUUCAAAAAUGCCCUAAUGUCUACACCAUUCUGCAAAACUGAAGAGACUUGUCUAAUUAUUUCAAAUUGCAAUAAAAUAAAUUAGUAUUACAUUAA
This is a messenger RNA of Nezara viridula (southern green stink bug), 651 nucleotides long. The record is from the annotation of a GenBank genome assembly. Lineage: Eukaryota; Metazoa; Arthropoda; Insecta; Hemiptera; Pentatomidae.